AUGGGGGGAUCCACAGACCCCAUGGGGGCCCUCACUGAGGUGUGGCCCCACAGUGAGGAGGAGCUGACGCUCACACGGGAGAACUCCAUCCGCCGCCUGCACUCCAGUCACAGCACCGACACGCGCACCCAGCUGGAGGAGACGCUGCAGCUGCGCACGGAGAGCCGGCAGGGCAGCCUGCGAGGGGACAGCCUGCGAGGGGACAGCCUGCGAGGCACCAGCAUCUGCUCUGCGAUGAGUGAAGAGGCCGAGGGCCGCAGCUACUCCACCCUGUCCACGGUGCGGGAGAUCGAGACGCAGACCGAAGUCCCCGUGUCCCCACUGCUGUCCCCAUCCCUGGAGGGCAAAGAGGUGAAGGAGGAGGAGGAGGACGGUGGGGACAACCCCAUCAAGCAGGCAAUGACGCACUUUGUGCAGGAGAAUGGCAUGCUGCAGGCACGGCCCAGCACCAACGGCAUCUACAUCAACGGGCGCGGGCACCUGGUGUGAGCGGGGACACGGGGCCGAGGGGGGGGACAUUGACACGCCGCCGUCCCCUCCCUGCCACCCCGGCGU
Molecule: messenger RNA, 555 nt
Organism: Lagopus leucura (white-tailed ptarmigan)
Lineage: Eukaryota; Metazoa; Chordata; Aves; Galliformes; Phasianidae
Product: nectin-4-like
Exons: 3
Coding region: 1-489 (162 amino acids)
Source: RefSeq, a predicted model, not a curated record